AGACGCGGUCGAGCGCUGUUGGGAUUGACCGCGACGGAUCUUCGCGGCGGUUUGCUCGGGCAGACGAUCGUGACUUUAGAGCUCGCGAGUCGGCCGAAUGGUUCGGAUGCUUUGCCGUUGCCGCCGCAUAAGCUGAGUCCGCACGAUGUGGUUUGCUUGAGGCCGAAUAAGUCUUCGGCGGAGGGCGAACCGCUGGCGAGCGGCGUCGUGUAUAGAAUUCGGGAUACGCAAAUCGAGCUCGCGUGCGAUGACAUGCCGGACGAGCUCAGCGGCACGUUACGUUUAGAACGGUUAUCCAACGAGGCGACGCACAAAAGGUUGGUUUCCGCGGUCGAGCGAGUAGGGAAAUAUGGGGGUUCGAGCGACGCGAAACAGCCGGGGGCGCAUCUAGUCGGCGUCGCGUUCGGGGACUCCAAGCCUCGAGUUUCGAAAACUGGGAAAGAGGUCGAAUGGAUCAACACCGCUUUAGACGCGUCGCAGCGUGGUGCGAUCGAGCACGCGUUGCGCUGCGUAGACUUUGCACUGAUUCAUGGACCUCCCGGUACGGGCAAAACGACGGCGGUGGUCGAGUACGUGGCACAGGAAGUCGCGCGCGGCUCUCGCGUGCUCGCGUGCACGGCCUCAAAUAUAGCCAUAGACAACUUAGUCGAACGCUUGAUGAAAAUCAAGCUUCCCGAAGGAGGCGAAAUGCGCCUGGUACGCGUCGGUCACCCGGCAAGAUUGCUGCCGUCCGUGCUCGCGGCGUCACUCGAGGCACAACUCCUGGCGAGCGAUAACAGCAAGCUCGCUAAAGAUUGCGCAAAGGAGAGCAAAAUAUUGCGUAGAAAGUUGUUGAAGCUCAACGACAGAAAAGAUCGCGUCGAACGGAACGAAGUUCGCAAGGAGCUGAGAGUGCUAGCAAAGGAGGAACGGAAUCGUCAAAAGGCGGCGAUGAGGGAUGUCGUCGACGGCGCGCGCGUCGUGUGCUCAACGCUCAGUGGAGCGCUGUCGGGAACGUUGAAAUUUCAAGAUUUCGAUGUCGUUGUCAUAGACGAAGCCGCCCAGGCGCUCGAAGCCGCGUGCUGGGGAGCAGUCUUAAAAGGUAAGAAGACUGUGCUCGCCGGCGAUCAUUUGCAGCUUCCGCCUACGGUGAUCUCGGAUGAAGCGCAGGCGAAAGGAUUGAGCGACACGCUUUUUCAACGGCUUCACGACAUGUACGGCGAUUUAGUUGCUCGUAUGCUUACCGUGCAGUAUCGCAUGCAUGCUGAUAUCAUGACGUGGUCCUCGGAGGCGAUGUACCAAGGUAAGCUCACUGCGGCGGAAUCCGUCGCGACGCAUCGACUUCGAGGCGACGGCGAGGACGACCCUCCCGUUUUACUCUUGAUCGACACCGCCGGCUGCGAUAUGGACGAGCGCGUAGAAGAGGAUGGCGAAAGCAAAGAAAAUCCCGACGAAGCGGCGGUGGUAAUGGAAGUGGUCAGGCGUCUCGUCGCUCGCCACGACGUCGCCGUGGACGACAUCGGCGUCAUCACGCCGUACAACGGUCAAGUCACGGUGCUUCGUGAACUUCGCGCCAGAGACGACGCGCUCAAAAAUCUGGAAGUGUCUACCGUCGAUGGAUUCCAGGGACGCGAAAAAGAAGCCAUCAUUAUCAGCGCAGUGCGUUCGAACGCAUCGGGCGAGGUGGGAUUCCUCUCCGAUAGUCGGCGCAUGAACGUCGCCGUGACGCGGGCACGGAAGCACUGUUGCCUCAUCAUCGAUAGCGACACAGUAAGCAGCGAUAGAUUUCUAGCGACAUUAGUGGAGUAUUUCGAGACACACGGCGACGUCGCUUCGGCUGCGGCGUAC
This is a messenger RNA of Ostreococcus lucimarinus CCE9901, 1827 nucleotides long. RefSeq lists its product with no specific name. The record is from RefSeq and is a predicted model, not a curated record. Gene Ontology annotation, molecular function: RNA binding; ATP hydrolysis activity; 5'-3' DNA helicase activity. The annotation marks the transcript as partial. The transcript has a single exon. Lineage: Eukaryota; Viridiplantae; Chlorophyta; Mamiellophyceae; Mamiellales; Bathycoccaceae.